AUGCAGAAUAACAUUCACAGUUCCUUACGGCAAAGCCAUCCUAAAAUCCGACGACUGGAUCACGUCAUCUCCAAGCUUCAAAUCAUUCACACAAUGCGUCCUGAGCGUGGACGACCGCCAUAUCGAGGUAAUGGACCUAGGCGUUGUAGCCCGUCACAUAGG
Ostertagia ostertagi is the source of this 162-nucleotide messenger RNA. The record is from the annotation of a GenBank genome assembly. Lineage: Eukaryota; Metazoa; Nematoda; Chromadorea; Rhabditida; Trichostrongylidae.